AUGGACAGCUUUAAUACGUCAUUUUCACGAUAUGAUCAGUUGCAAGAUUUUGUUAUCAGUGUUGUAUUAUUUCUGGUAUUCGCUAUCGCGUUAACCGCUCUAUGUUCCUCAUUACUGUGGUGUCACUUCUUCGUAAUUUUCAAUAAGGACAAGAAGAAAAGCAAAACGACUGAGGACGAGUUAUCGUGCUGUACCGUCUGA
This is a messenger RNA of Necator americanus (New World hookworm), 201 nucleotides long. RefSeq lists its product as uncharacterized. The record is from RefSeq and is a predicted model, not a curated record. The transcript has 2 exons. NCBI's taxonomy places the organism in Eukaryota, Metazoa, Nematoda, Chromadorea, Rhabditida, Ancylostomatidae. Bases 1 to 201 code for a protein of 66 amino acids.